GUCUCUUUCAAACACAGGUUUGACGGGAUCUAUCCCUAGUGGCAUUUACUGGCUUCCUCAGCUCUCUUAUCUGUCUCUUUCAUACAGAAAUUUGAUGGGCUCCAUUCCCAGUAUCAUCUACGGGCUCUCUCAACUCUUUUAUCUGUCUAUUUCAAACACCGCUUUGACAGGAUCCAUUCCCAGUACCAUUUACUUGCUUGAUAAGGUCACUUAUCU
This is a messenger RNA of Closterium sp. Naga37s-1, 216 nucleotides long. NCBI's taxonomy places the organism in Eukaryota, Viridiplantae, Streptophyta, Zygnematophyceae, Desmidiales, Closteriaceae. The record is from the annotation of a GenBank genome assembly.